UUUUUAAGCAGAAAUAAAAGUCAAAAUCUGAUUGGUAAUUGGGUUUCGUCAGUUAAGCAAUACAAAAUGCGUGGGUCAGUUGAGGCUGUGUUCUGAAGUUACCUGUGAGAAAGAAGCGUCUAUCACACAUCAUUAAACUAUGAUUCUUUUGUUAUUAAAAAUUAUUCAUAUUCCAUCAUUUAUUACUUUUAAUUUGGUGGCGUUACAGGCGCAAAGUAUAUUCAAAGAACAUGGCGGAGUACUUGGCGUCAAUUUUCGGCACUGAAAAAGAUAAAGUAAAUUGUUCGUUUUAUUUUAAAAUUGGAGCUUGUCGGCAUGGAGAACAAUGCUCCAGACUUCAUAAUAAACCGUCAUUUGGUCAGACUAUACUUCUUCAAAACCUCUACAUUGCCCCUCAAAACACAGCUCAGAGUGCAGAUGGUUCUCACAUUAAUCUUACUGAAGUUCAAGCUCAACAGAUUUUUGACGAAUUUUUCGAGGAGGUGUUCGUUGAAUGUGAGGAGAAGUAUGGAGAAAUAGAAGAGAUGAAUGUCUGUGAUAACCUUGGUGACCACUUAGUUGGAAAUGUGUAUAUAAAAUUUAGACGAGAAGAAGAUGCUGAAAAAGCUGUUCAAGACUUGAAUGAACGUUGGUUUGGUGGCAGACCAGUUCAUGCAGAGCUUUCCCCUGUUACUGACUUUCGAGAAGCAUGCUGUCGUCAGUAUGAGUUAGGUUAUAAUAUUCCUUCAUCAAGCGACGUCAGUCAUUGAAACAUUGAGAACAGUGGAGCACUAGGCAGCUGUGGUACUCUUGUAGUUUCUAACUGUUCUCGAUUUGUGACAAAACCUACCUUGAGAUCAAUCACAUCCCCAUAAGUUCAACUUUUUCAUUUUACGCUUAAUUCGGUAGUAGAUACGACAUAGUUAUCACCUGAAGGAUCCUAAGUUGUGGUGGAUAUUUACCAGAUUAUAUUUGCUUUGUCACUCACAGUUCAAACCAUAUUGCAUCUCGAGAAUUAUUAUCCACCACAGUCUCACUUUCAUCUUUUAUUUGCUUUUCUGAAGUGUGAUGAUUCGAAGUAUUGCAUUUAUGUGCUAGUUCCCACCAUGAUAAGUCAGUUAAAAUGUCGUCAUGUGUGUUGAUAAGCUAACAGCUUUCAUGCUAACUGACAUUCGUUUGAGCUAACCGCUAACUGUCUCCAGAAUCUAGAUAGCACACUAACGAAAACUAUUCCUUGCGUUUCUGUGACAGUAACAAUAGUUUUCAAGUAUUGGUUUGCAGGGAUUUGAUUGACUGCUUACAGGAUUUCACCAGAAGGUCCUGGGUUCGAACGCCGGUGAGUGCGUCCUGCGAAGAGUACCAAACUGGGACGAAACAGCUGUCCGGUACUCCCUGCGGGUUUUCCAAUGGUUCUCUAACCGAUGUCAGCUCAUGAUGGAAUCCUGUAACCAAAUGUUAAUUUUACUUAGUUUAUUGUCUAAGGAAAUAAUCUUCAUCCGUUGUGUGCUGUCGGUGUUUCAUGACAGUCCAAACAUCAGUCGUUUAGACUGUGUUCAGAACUAUGAGUCACUAUUUCAAGGUUAAAUGUUUAAUCCAUUUGGUCCCAACCUCACUUGAUUGUGUUGUAUCCUCCUAUCCCUCUAGUUGUGUUCUAAUAUUCUAUCCGCGUAUUUUCUGCUUUACACAACUAAAGCGAAUUGACAUUUAUGGUAACGCGUGGUUUUAAUGCUGUGGUUAAUUUGUUUCUGCUGAUAUGCUGACCUAAUUACUUGUCAUCAUUCUCAUUUUGUAGGUCUUUAAAACAUACGUUUUAUUUAGAUUCAAUCCUGAUUCUACUCCACUCUUUGUCUUGUGGCUUUUGGAAUGAGCCUAUUGACGAUUUGCGAUUUCACCUUUUAUUUCUUCUAGGGAAUGCACCAGGGGUGGAUUUUGCAAUUUCAUGCAUUUGAAACCUAUUUCCAGAGAACUUUGUCGUAAGUUGUAUAACAGAAGCAAAAAGCGAUACGGACGAAGACGGCGAUCACGUUCUCGUUCAACGUCCAAGAGUAGGCGUCGACGCUCAAGAUCAGCUGGUCGGAGUUCAAGACGUUAGAAUACUGGAUACAUACCUUCUUCUUGUUUCUUGUAUAUGAAUUUCCUUCCAUAAAUGUCGUCCUAUGGCUGCAAAUAUUUGAACACAAUGUCAGCUAUGCAAAUGUGUAUGGUUUACUUAAUGAAAUUUUUUAUUGAAGUGCUUUUGUUUCUUAUAAUAUGUAUUACUUA
Messenger RNA from Trichobilharzia szidati, 2241 nucleotides. NCBI's taxonomy places the organism in Eukaryota, Metazoa, Platyhelminthes, Trematoda, Strigeidida, Schistosomatidae. The record is from the annotation of a GenBank genome assembly.